This is a messenger RNA of Ictalurus punctatus (channel catfish), 981 nucleotides long. Its product is annotated as neuropeptide B. Gene Ontology annotation, biological process: feeding behavior; G protein-coupled receptor signaling pathway. Gene Ontology annotation, molecular function: G protein-coupled receptor binding. The coding region runs from base 139 to 555 and encodes 138 amino acids. The transcript has 3 exons. The record is from RefSeq and is a predicted model, not a curated record. NCBI's taxonomy places the organism in Eukaryota, Metazoa, Chordata, Actinopteri, Siluriformes, Ictaluridae.
CAGAAAUGAAGUUGAUGGAAUGUGAACACGACCUCGGGGGCUGCUAGCUAGCCUAUAUAAAGCCCGAAUUACGGGGCAAAGAAACAUUUGAGAGCUUAUUGAAAGCGGGGUUGAGUCUCUGUUCCUCGGUGUUUCAACAUGGGGAAGUUUGACGAGCGUGCUUUGCUCUUUCUUGCCAUUUGCGUGCUUGCUGUUCACACACCAGCCGAAGCCUGGUACAAACAAGCAGCCGGACCCAGUUAUUAUUCAGUCGGUAGAGCAUCGGGUCUGCUAUCAGGAAUCCGGAGAUCAGCGAUCAGAAGAGAUGAAGCGGAAACACGCGACAGCGGAGAGACCACCGAAAAUAACGCGGUCAUACAGAUAAACUCACGCAACUUCGCUCUGAAAAAGAUGCAAUCCCCGAGAACAAACCAUCAGGCGUUGUCUCUGUGCGCCCCUUCAGAAAGUUCAGAGCUGUUCUUUCAGCACCACGCUGGAACAAACUGCGCAUGCGCAAACAGAUUACCAGCCCAGAUUGCGCAAACUGGCUCGUGCGAAUUUAGCCUAUUUGUGUGAAGGACGUUUUGCCGGAGCUGCAAAGCUGCGAACUGAUGCGGGACUCCACGUUCCGGUGCGAGGCGGUCGUCAUUAUCACCCUCGAUUCCAGGAACUGUUUGAACGCAUAAGGAUCACCUCUGUUUCCGGACUGAACAAAAUACAAGCACAAACAAAAUACGUGUGGCAUUAAAGUGUGUCAAGUCAGUAGGCUAUACAGUUUGCGAGUGCAGUAUGAGACUGGAUUGCCUUACUGUAUUAGCCUAGGAGAUCACACAGGGAAAAUGAAAACCACAUAAAUCCUAGAGCAUCUCUAAGAACAGCACUUUUCCCCCAUUGUGGCAGUAAUUUACUCGUGUGUGUGUGUGAGAGUGUACGCGUACGUGUGCACGCAUACAGCUGUUAAUUUAGAACUAUGUCAAAUAUGUAUGGAAUAAAAAGCACAUU